Molecule: messenger RNA, 3932 nt
Organism: Mugil cephalus (flathead mullet)
Lineage: Eukaryota; Metazoa; Chordata; Actinopteri; Mugiliformes; Mugilidae
Gene: hsf2
Product: heat shock transcription factor 2
Exons: 12
Coding region: 124-1692 (522 amino acids)
Biological process (GO): regulation of DNA-templated transcription
Molecular function (GO): DNA-binding transcription factor activity; sequence-specific DNA binding
Source: RefSeq, a predicted model, not a curated record
AGUUGUACGCCAUUGGCCUUUUCCUAAAGGCAGAUGUAACCUGUGUUUUUCUACGGCGUAAAAAACGGAGUACACGUUGCGCAUUUUCAGGCAAAGUGAAUUUAUCCUUGAAUUUUUUUGAAUAUGAAGCACAACUCGAGCGUCCCGGCUUUCCUCACCAAGCUGUGGACGUUGGUCGAGGAUGCAGACACAAAUGAAUUUAUUUGCUGGAGUCAGGAGGGCACCAGCUUCCUUGUUUUGGACGAGCAGCGCUUUGCCAAGGAGAUCCUUCCCAAGUUCUUCAAGCACAACAACAUGGCUAGUUUCAUCAGGCAGCUCAACAUGUAUGGCUUCCGUAAGGUGAUGCACAUUGAUACCGGGAUCGUGAAGCAGGAGAAGGAUGGUCCAGUGGAGUUUCAGCACCCCUACUUUAAACAUGGACAGGAUGAUUUGCUGGAAAACAUCAAGAGGAAGGUUUCUAACGCCCGUCCAGAAGACAACAAAAUUAGACAGGAAGACCUAUCCAAGAUAUUAGCGAGUGUCCAAAAUGUUCACAGCAAACAGGAGAACAUCGAUGCCAGGUUGGCCACACUCAAGAGGGAGAAUGAAGCUUUGUGGAGGGAGAUCUCAGAUCUGAGACAGAAACAUGCCCACCAACAGCAACUCAUCAAAAAGCUGAUACAUUUCAUUGUCACAUUGGUACAGAACAACCGCAUCCUGAAUUUAAAACGCAAAAGGCCGAUUCUUAUGAAUAGCAAUGGAAAGAAGCCAAAAUACAUCCAUCAGAUCUAUGAUGACAAGGUGUGUGUUGACCAGCCAUCUGUCAACAGUCUAAAUGGUGUGAAGGGCUCAGAGAUAUCGGAUGACGUCAUUAUCUGUGACUUGACUGAGAAUGAUGCAGAGUCGACUGCUGAGAUUACAGAAGAGUCGCCCAGAACCUAUGAGAAUGGCGAUAUAGAAAUUGUGGAGGUAGAGCUGGACAGCUGCGUGGUACUGCCAGCUGAGAUGGAGCUGAGUACCACAUGCACAGAUGACAUCAAACAGACGGAGGCUGAUUUGUCAGCAGCUGCAGAUGUCAGCCAGAGGAGCAGCAAUCUAGACAGCAGUAGACCAACUAGCAGCGCCCUACAGCUAAAUAAGCCCUCUGGUUUGAAUCUUGACGACCCCAUGAAGAUGAUGGAUUCCAUAUUGAAUGAGAAUGGAGCAAUAUCACAGAACAUCAAUCUGCUGGGCAAGCUGGAGCUCAUGGACUAUCUGGACAGCAUUGACUGCAGUUUGGAGGACUUUCAGGCCAUGCUCUAUGGAAAACAGUUUGGCGUUGAUUUUGAUGGCUUAGAGGAAAGUGUGUGUUCCAAAGAGAAUACCGACACAGACAGAGACAGGUCAGAGGAAGAUAACACAGAUAAGCAGCUGAUCCAGUACACCUCCUGCCCCCUGUUGGCCUUCCUUGAUGGUUGCACCCCUUCUUCAGAGCUGGAUCUGAGCAGCACCAGCACCGGUUCCUCCAGCUCCCACCUCCAGCCGUCUCCCAGCCCUGCUGCUUCAUUGAGGCCGGAGCCACCCUCAGAGCUGCUGGAGUCCAAGCAGCCCCCUCGCAGCUCCCUAAUUCGCUUGGAACCUCUGACUGAGGCGGAGGCCAGCGAGGAGACACUCUUUGAUCUGUGCAGACUGAGUCCCGCUGGGCCUGAGACGGACUGCCUGAGCAGAGUGUGAGCACCACGGUGGUGAUGCCACUCACACGGAUGUUGGUCGACCACAGACCCAAUGUUAAUACUCCCUCACCUCUGUUGAGAAGCAGCAGCAGGGCACCAGGCAGGCGGAGAGAUAACUGGUUAGCACACCUUUUUCAUAUUUAAGACCUGUUGCAUUUAGUUGCAGAAAUAACACCCAUUUUCAUCAAGUAUAUUACUUAACACAUGACAGGCUAAUAAUACUAAACUAAUGAAAACCACUCAGCCACCUCAUCUACUUGAUGUACAUACUCCUCAUUGUUUUUUGUUUCUUGCUCUAUAUCAACAUUAGUGAAGAUGGUUGUUGCCUGUACACAUGGUAACGUGUACAUUUACAUCAAACCCAAAACCUAAUGGGAGAAGUAGUAUUACAAACAGAAACACUGGAGGAACUAAGAAGAAAGGAGUCAUUCAAAUAUCUCUAUCUUCUUCUGAUUCUUUAACUAAGACAUGUCAUAACUUUGCCUUGAGUCUGUUUCUGCUAAGUGAAUGCUUAUUUUGAGGCUAGUGGUACUCUAUUUCUGCAACUCUAAUGUGUAAUACCAUGGCAACGAGCUGUGGCAAGGAAACUGUUUUCCUGUCGCACUGAUUCUCCAUCAGCAUCAGAUGACUGGAGCCUUUGUUUGUAACUCAGUGGUGUCCCAAACCGUCAGCAGAGAGCUGCUUCACAUCCGGUCCUCUGACAUCACCUUACCUGUAAUAAUGGAUUCAACCUUUGUACAUACAUGUGAACUUCUGUUCCGAUUCCUGUUUAGCUUUUGUUACAUGUCUGUCUACAGAGCCGAGGCUUCAAGAAGCAGUAUUCCCGCCAGAUAGGAUGAUCUUUUUCGGAGGCUACUUCUCUUUGAGGUCAGACUUGGGGAAAAUUUUGUUACAUUUAUUAAAUAGAAAACUGGAACGUAAAGUGAACUAAAGGUUAGACGUUAACCUUGUUCAAAGUCGCUUCAGUUUCCUGAGCAGUGCCUGGUUGUGGCUUUACUGUGGCAGACACUAAAAGCCUGUACAGUACGUCAUUCUCAUCCGUAUCUUGGCAUGUGUGCAUGCUGUAAAUCUGGAUCCAGAUACAGUCACUUUGGUGAAAAAGAUAUCGUGUAGUGACUAAGCAAUGUGAUGUGUGCUUCUGACAACACAAACCCCACAUCAGACUCUGUCAUGCAUUCCUUUAGCAGCAUAAUGAUAAUAAAACUAAGUGGUCUGGGGUUCAAAGUUCACAUCUUGACUUUUGAUGCAGUUUCAUUUAAUAAAACAGAAAUGUCAGUUUUUGGUGCAGCUAUUCGCUUUUUAACAAAAGUCCAUUCUCACGGUUUGUGGGUAGAUCAUCAAACUGAAGACUGAAUCUGUUUUGUAAGUAAUAACACAGACUGUAAAUAUGUUUCACAGACAUGUUUCGUGCUGCCUUUUGUUCAAAAUAAUUUGCGUGAGGGAAUCGUAUGAUGGAAAUCUCGAUGUUGUAUUUGCCGUGUUCCUGUUCAGCUGCUGCUGUUCAAGAGCCACGAUCUACGCUGGUAAAAGCUCUUAAGCUUUCUGCUACUGUGAAUCAAGAGAUAAACGUCGGCCUUCAUUUCCCCCAUUCAGAUGCAGAAGUGUGACUUUAAAGUGGACUGGUUGAGAUGAGGCCUUAAAUGUUACCGCUUCCUGUUACUCAAAGCAGCUUUGGUUUUCUGGUUGGCGCAGUAGCCUGCUGUACAUUCUUCGAAUUAACUUAGUGAAUGGUAACGAGACCUGUUCCAGUUCCGGUUGUUGAGAAUGGGGAAAAUGAACCCAACUAGGAGAUGCGGUUUGUGGUUGCUGUAUUGAAAUCAAGUCUGUGGUGUCUGGGCAGAACACUAGGUGUGUUAAUCACAGGGAAAUGCAUCCUAGUCUAACUAAAAUGUCAUUGCAUUUUGCACUUUUUUGGAGUUGUCAGAUAGAGCUGAGAGUUUCCAGUCAGUAAGCGAUCAUAAAUUGCCAAAAUGCUUACAAAACUGCCCAAAAUAUUAGACUGGUAUUUAGUUUACUACUUUAACCACCCUGAUUACAUAAGCAAGUGUAUGUAAAAGUCAUGCAGCAGCCAUCCGCCACGACUCCUCACAGGUAGCUACAAGAAAACCAUCUGAAGUCGGCAUGUACUCCACUAGCAAACAUACGGAGCGCUAUACUCUUAUUUUUAUCAUUAUUUUAUGUGAUGUUUUGCACUGCUAUGUCUGAUUUGUUUUUAAAUAAAUUUACCAGAAAACAAACCAA